Messenger RNA from Bombus huntii, 3518 nucleotides. It is a transcript of the gene Actbeta, whose product is annotated as inhibin beta chain. NCBI's taxonomy places the organism in Eukaryota, Metazoa, Arthropoda, Insecta, Hymenoptera, Apidae. The transcript is spliced from 5 exons. Gene Ontology annotation, cellular component: extracellular region. Bases 1774 to 3516 code for a protein of 580 amino acids. Gene Ontology annotation, molecular function: growth factor activity; cytokine activity. The record is from RefSeq and is a predicted model, not a curated record. Gene Ontology annotation, biological process: SMAD protein signal transduction.
GCUGGUGGUGGUGGUGGUGGUGGUGGUGGUGGUGCUACUGCUGCUGCUGCUGCUGCUGGUGCUGCUGGUGCUGCUGGUGCUGCUGCUGCUGCUGCUGGUGGUGGUGGUGUUGGUGGUGCUGCUGCUGGUGCUGCUGCUGCUGCUGCUGCUAGCGGUGAUGGUAAGGCGGUGGUGGUAUCGGUAUUGGUAGUGGUGGUGGAUGCCCCUCAGUGUCCGGCGCGCCUCCGACAAGCGUGCCUCGGUCGUUAUAGGGAUCCUUUGGCGUUUCGUCGUUAUCGUGGAUGAUACCGGCGAGCAAAGCAAAAGAGAGGAAAGAAAGGGAACGAGAAGUAAGAGAAUACGAGAAAAGUAAAGGCCGAUCGCUGUAGUUUGUCGAUUAGUUAAAUAGAAUUUUCGUUGAUUCUCGCUAAAACGCGACCACCUUGUCUCGAAUUUUCAAUCUGAUCGCAUAGAUCGAAAAGGAUGUGCGCGAGGAAUUUGACAAUUCCAAAAGGACAUGUCUGGAGCACGCUUCGGUCAGAAUCGCAGCCGAUUUUCCACGGACAAUAAAGAGACAUUAGGCGAGUGAAAGAGAGGAGAAGACAACGCGUAGAUCGCAAGGGACUCGAUCCGGAGAACCGUUCGUCGAUCAUCGAAAGGCUUUCUACUUAGAAAUCGGCUCAAAUGCCGCUCGUUGUACGUGCUGUCGUUUCAAGCCUUUAAAUGGUGCAUCAUUCCGAGGACCUUAGCCGUAGUGAAACAUUAGGUACGCAUAGAAAGUGUCCGAGAAAGUCUAGAAGACCUUAGUGGGCGAUUUUGAAGAUCGACCUCCCGUUAGAACAAUAUACGAUCGUACUGUCGUAUCGAGGGAUUCGGGUCAACGAUUUCGUGUCCCAUGUAAAAAUCAGUCGAGUAGUCGAAUAGUCAAAGUCGGUCGUUGGAGAAUCGGAAGAAAGGGAAGAAGCGAAAAAUUAAGAUAAGGUUGUUGUAACACGCUAGUGAAGAUACAGAAUAACUACACGUGCAAAAGAGUAGAAAGAAGAUCCAGAAGAGGCUAGAGGAAAGGUCACGAGGUAGAAGAAGAGGAAGAAGAAAAAGAAGAAGAAGAAGAAGAAGAAGAAGAAGAAGAAGAAGAAGAAGAAGAGGGAAGGAGAAAAAAGGAAAAAGAGGAAAAGCAAGGGGACGAAAAUAAAAAAGAAAGAUAUUUAAUUAGAGGCGCGUACCCGUGGACGUGCAAUCGGUGGAAACGAAAGCGCGAAUGGCCGAAAACGCGAGCAGGGUGUACCCGGUUACGGCGGUCCAUCUUGCGGGUGAGAUCGAUCCUGAAACAGCGGCACCGGGUAGUUGGUAAUGGGGGGUUUAGGCGAGAAUGCCUUUUCCCUGUCGCCGUCGUCGUCGUCGUCGUCGUCAUCGCCAUCGUCGUCGUCACCGUCCCACUCGAAUUUUACCUUCUCAACAGGUUCCUGUCGUGGUCGUCACGCCCUCUUAUCUCUGUAUCGUUGCUCGGAAACGAGGAUUACUCCUCCUUGUACGGACACUGAGCAUCCCGUUUAUUCGGAUCGUAAUAGUAACAGUAUCGCGAUCGGUUCGGCGGUCGGCACCGUUUCUCAUCCGAGUCGUGCUACCGAUAGGAUUAGAAGCGAACGUGACCGAAUCGGUGGUGGUGAUCGCCGAUCGAGAAAGUCGAAGGAUACCUUGCUCGAACCGGAAGCGGAUCGAGAAGGAGAGAGAAGGAGGAUCAGAGAGAGAAGGAGGAGGUGGUGGUGGGGGUGGAGGAGGUGACUCGCCGCCGAAAUGCACCAGGUGUCGUACAGAUCAGGACUCAAUUCGAAUGCAGGUCGAAACGAGAGGUUCUGGAAGAAGAUCGAGUGCCGGGAUCGGCGUUGCCGUGCUCAUCACGGGCAGCAUGCUGCCGCUGGCAAAGCCGCUCCUACCGCCACAACGUACGAUCCAUCGAUCGCUUCGAGUCGAUCGUGCCGAGAUCAACGAUCUCACCUACCCCCCUCUCGCAUUUUAUUCAGAUACAGAGGAUCCUUGCCACCUUCGAACGUCUUUCUUAUAGGGUUGGCGCUCUGGUGUUUAACGUUCUCGCCCGUACAACCGCGACAGAAUCAUCAUCAAACAUGUCCAGGUUGUCCGCAUCAGCAGCACCAACAACACCACCAACAACACAGAGAACAUCAACAGGAACAAGACCAACAACAACAUAUACACGAGACGCACUAUAGGGGCGGUGGUUCCGAAAGGAAGGACACCGUAACGCCUACUCCGGACGACCUAAGGUUGGAGGCUAUCAAACACCAGAUACUCACUAAACUUGGCCUUAGGGCACGACCGGAUGUGAACAGAACAUUGGCCACCGUACCGAGGCACUUGGCUCUCGAAACUCUAUACAGAGCCGAGGCUCAGUCCUCUCGUUAUCCAUCUUCCGAUAGAUCGAGGAACGAUCGCGAGAACGUGUACUCCGCAGAGUUCCUUUACGGUGCCGACGAAUACUCCUAUAGGAAUCUCGAUCAACGAGUCGACAGCUCUGCGAAAGACAACAACGCGAGGAUCGCUUCUUCCUAUCGAGGCUAUGGCGAACACGAGGGCCAAGAACCGGAAGAGGAGAUGGACGAUUUCUACGCGAGAACCUCCGAGAUCAUCACGUUUGCCGAACCUGGACGUACGCUGAACGGACAGCCGUUAUUGGAAUUUCCAAUGUCCAGUGGAGAACCCGCGUUGGAGCCACUAAGGAUCAAAAGAGCAACCCUUUGGACCAGAGUGGAAUUCAGGCACGCCCACCAUUAUCAACAUCAUCGUCAGAGUCAAACGAACCAAAGAAAUAUUACUCUCUGGGUAUUUAGAGUACGCUGCGGCAACACGACGCACUUGCGUGGAAAGGAGCUAGGUCAAUACUUGGAGAUGGUCACGUCGCUGGGAGUAAACGUUGGACAACUGGGUUGGCUCAAGUUCGACGUCACCAAGGUUGUGAACAGUUGGUACACGACGAGUCGGGAUACCGCCAGAGAUAAAUUAACGUUGCUCGUCGACUGUACCGGAUGUGGCUCGCACGUCUACGUAUCCACCUUUGACGGACAUUCCCCGCACGUGAUCGAGUCAUCUUUAAACGCAAAAGGUACUCAAGAUCCGGAUAGGCCUUUCCUAGUCGUCCGCACGGAUCCCGCGGCUGUGAAACGGGUUAGAAGGCGAGCGAUCGAGUGCAGCGGUGCUAUAAAGGGUCAAUGCUGCAAGCAAAGGUUCUACGUAAAUUUUUCUCAGCUCGGCUGGGACGACUGGAUAAUCGCUCCUCAAGGGUACUACGCGAAUUACUGCAGGGGAGACUGCGCGGCCGGACACAGAACACCGGACACCUUCCUCAAUUACUACACCCACGUGAUCGAGGAAUACCGAAAGAUGGAUCGACUGGCUGGCAUGCAGCCCUGCUGCGCUCCCCUCAAGUUCUCGCCGAUGUCGUUGAUCUACUACGGUCCUGACUCCAACAUCAUCAAGAGAGAUCUACCAAAGAUGGUAGUGGACGAAUGCGGCUGCCCUUAAAC